AGAAAUAAUGUCAUUUUCCAAAAGUAUUCAGUGUUAAAAGUUAAGAAGUUUUCUUUUCUUAAUUUUGUAGACUUUUCAAGUAUCUCUUUUAUAAGGGUUUUUCAUUUGGUGUCUUGGUUAGCGAAAUAUGUUUUCGAAUCUGCCGCGCGGUUCGUAUAUGGAUGAGCACAUCUCCAAGGACUAUGGCAAGGAGGUGCUGCUAUCCAACUGGCAAGAACGACGCCAGGGCAGCGAAGAACAGAACGAUUGCAUUGUACCAGGGCUGCAACGCGUUAAUGCAUGCGAACAGCAUCUAAGCGAAGUGCGCGACAACUUCGCGGAACCCUGGAGUGUGGAGGAGGAGGGUUAUGCGACGCGUUAUUAUCUCGGGGCACGCAACGAGGCGCUGCACAAUUUCAAGCGCAAUCGUGAGGUGCAACUGCGUUUCCCCCUCGCCGCCGACAUGCUCGAGAAUUGCACGACAACCUACAAGAUCAUGUACGAUAUUCUGCCGCGCAAGGAAUUGGAGAAAAGCAAAAACGAAGCUUCCGUUUCCGUUGGCAGUGUGCCCAGUAAACCGCAGGAUUUGGAUUUGAUGUUGAGCUACGGCAAUCGCAGCACAACGGGCAGACGAUGUCAACUGCGAGCAGAGUCGCGUUUGUUGCAAAGGCAAAGAAUGCAGACAACCUAUGCGGCUCAUUACGAUGCGGCAACCGCAUUAAUAUAAUGUGUAUGUAAAACGAACUUCAAAAUUAACGAGUAAAAUUAGCUAUGGCUAUAUGUGAUAGAUGUA
Messenger RNA from Drosophila albomicans, 772 nucleotides. RefSeq lists its product as uncharacterized. The record is from RefSeq and is a predicted model, not a curated record. Lineage: Eukaryota; Metazoa; Arthropoda; Insecta; Diptera; Drosophilidae. The transcript has a single exon. The coding region runs from base 128 to 706 and encodes 192 amino acids.